This is a messenger RNA of Alternaria arborescens, 1779 nucleotides long. RefSeq lists its product as hypothetical. Bases 1 to 1779 code for a protein of 592 amino acids. The record is from RefSeq and is a predicted model, not a curated record. NCBI's taxonomy places the organism in Eukaryota, Fungi, Ascomycota, Dothideomycetes, Pleosporales, Pleosporaceae. The transcript is spliced from 3 exons.
AUGAAUAAUCCAAAAACUUCAAGUUCAAAGCGUAAGCGGGACAUGAUCGACGUUGACAAAGCUACUGCGUCUGUCGACACGGCGGGGAUUCGCAAUCAAACCCUGACUCAUAAGAAGGCUAAGAAGGCUAAGAAGACCGCUGCUGUAAAUCAUGAACUAGCCAAUACUGUCUCUGACAUGCGAGCUGCAUAUCUUGAGGAGUUCGGCAACCGUACAUUGUACAUUAUAAGUGACCCGUUUCCGGCGAACUCCAAUGACACUGACUCAGCAGCCACACCUGAGGUACGCGCGGGGCUCAAGGCUCGACUGGUUGAUGGCAUUACCUGGGAGGCGUGUAAGUCUGCAUACAAUAGCAAUGGUGGGAAAGCAAUUACCUUUGCAGGUGUAGAAAAACAGGUCAAGUUGCAUGGGUGGAAGUGGUUUGAUGAGCAGAAUGUCGUGGUCCCCUGGACACUUAGAGGCCCUUCAGAUAGGAAGCGUCUUAAGAAUUUGGGCCUGGGGCAAAAUUAUUUCCCGACUCUAGUUGCGAAGAUAUUGAGCUCGACACCAACUGUCCAUCAGCCAGUUCCAAAGGCCAAAGAGCCGACGCCGAUAAACCCCAAUAUUGUCUCAAAGAACAGUUCUGAGCAGAAAGAGACGACGAGUGAGCAGCAUUUGGAGAAGGAGACCACGCUCACACCCGACAGAGAGACUCUGGAGCAAACGGCAAGCAACCUCGCUACGGAUGAGCAACAACCACCUGAUGAUGAUAGCAAGCAGGAUUACGUUGAAGACAAAGUGGACUCAGCCCCUCUUCUUAUUCGCGACCGCAUCCGUAUCACACAUAACCUCUUUGGGUCGAAUGUAGUUGAGGUCAAGCUUGAUGAUGCUUCGCAUUGGGCAACUUUACGUGCUUUGGAGAAGUAUUGUGACGCUUACAGUGGACGAUCAUCUUCCAACGAAGACCAAGUUGUAGACUUUGGCCGCAAGAGAAUUUCGCCCGUGAUCGCGCGUGCUUUUUUUCACGCAAUCUCGCCCUUUCCUCAGAGCAAACUGUCAACCCACGAUGUCAUUCCGGAUCCGGAAAUGUCUUUACAUCACGAAGAUGUCGCCUUGGUCAUAUUGCCUGACGAUCCCAAGCCAAAGGAGAUUGAAUGCAACUUCGAUGCUUGCGCCGAGAUGUACAGAUUGGCUAGAAUGCUCAAGUCGCCAGUUGUCAAAGACAUGGUAGCAGAUAGGAUAAUGGAGAUCUACCUCGAGUACUGCAAGCAACUAGAGGAAGACGACGACAAGCAGAACCUAGACUUCCCCGUCAGAUUCGCCAACUCGUUGAAAAUGAACGAAGACCUGCCCAUCCUCCGUUUGUUAGUCGACAUAGCUCUCGAUCACAGUCGCCGAGGACACGACCUACCGGAUGGGCUUGCAACUCACGUCAUGCGUUUGUUAGUCGGUCGUUCGUCCGGCUGGGGAGACAAGAUGCACAUGCUUCACAAUCAAAACCCCACCGCGUUGUGUAACGAGUACCAUGGUCAUGAUCGACUUUGUCACAAAGCUUUCGACGCACGCUAUACAACAGAACGGCUCAUCCAUGACAUCUUUAAGCGGAUUCGACGAGACGCAUGUCUGGAAGCCGCUGAGGAAUUCGAUAUGGAAGAAAAGCAAGAUGAGGACGAUGAUUCCCCAAAGAUGGCACUGGACAUAUACAAGAUGCUGCUCUGGUCUCGCGACAAUGAGGAGCAAGUUGUGCUUUUCAUGCUUGAGUACGAACGGCUUGCUGCGAACGGCUUGCUGCGAGACUGA